Molecule: messenger RNA, 1916 nt
Organism: Dicentrarchus labrax (European seabass)
Lineage: Eukaryota; Metazoa; Chordata; Actinopteri; Moronidae
Product: UDP-glucuronosyltransferase 2C1-like
Exons: 2
Coding region: 149-1711 (520 amino acids)
Molecular function (GO): UDP-glycosyltransferase activity
Source: RefSeq, a predicted model, not a curated record
GAUCUGUAAAUGUUUUGAUAUACAGAGCAAACCCACAGCCGUACUGGAAAACUGAAAAGUAAAUAUCUCAGGCCUGUUUUCUAGCUUUUGAAAGAUAAAUUUUAUAAUUUUACCAAAUCAGGUUGAUGACACAUUUAAGGAUCAUGUGAUGAGGCCGAUCUAUUGCUGCAGUGUUUUGCUGUUGCUUGCCCUCAUUCCCACAGCCUGUCAAGGGGGCAACAUCCUGGUCCUUCCUACUGAAGGCAGCCACUGGAUAAACAUGGAUAUCUUACUUCAUGCUUUGCACUCAAGAGGACACAAUAUAACUAUUCUGCGUUCCAGCAAAAGCUGGUACAUCAAGGAUAAAUCUUCUUAUUACGAUACCUUUACAGUUGAAGUGGAGAGGAGCUUAGAUCAGAAGUUCAUAACAGAAAUCAUAUCUAAGGUAAUUGAAUUUGAAAACUUUCUCCAUGUGACUAUAGGAAUGUUCAGCACAUUUGUUGAAGCACACACAAGCAUAGGUGAAUUUGUGUCAGCGAUGCUAGGUGAUCAAGAGUUGAUGAGGAACUUGAAGCACAGCAAGUUUGACCUGGUGCUCACCGACCCCUGCUGGGGUGGUGGAGUGAUUUUGGCCAAAUAUUUGAAUCUCCCUUUGGUUUACAAUGUUCGCUGGCUACUUGGUGGAGAGGGUCAUCUUGCUAUUGCUCCUUCACCUUUAUCAUAUAUUCCUAUGACAGGAUCUGGCUACACUAAUAAGAUGACCUUUUUUCAGAGAGUUAUAAACAUGGUUUUGAGUCUAGCAAAUGAUGUACAAAAUCACCUGCUGGUUAAGCAAAUAUACCAGAAAAUAUGUGACAAAUAUCUUGGGCCCGAUAAUGACUAUAACAAGCUAGUGCUUGAUGCAGACCUUUGGCUCAUGAGAGUGGACUUUGUGUUUGAGUUCCCUCGUCCCACCAUGCCUAAUGUAAUCUAUAUGGGAGGGUUUCAGUGUAAACCUGCCAAACCUCUCCCUGAACACCUGGAGGAUUUUGUGCAGAGUUCUGGAGAGCAUGGAGUCAUCAUCAUGUCUCUGGGGACUUUUGUGAGUGAACUUCCUGCUGAUAUAACAAACGAGGUCGCUGCUACUUUUGCUCAAUUACCUCAGAAAGUGAUCUGGAGGCAUAAAGGGGACAGACCCACAACUCUGGGCAACAACACUUUAAUAGUCGACUGGAUGCCACAGAAUGAUCUUUUAGGACACCCUAAGAUAAAACUAUUUGUGGCUCAUGGAGGAACAAAUGGCGUGCAAGAGGCUAUUUAUCACGGAGUCCCAGUUGUGGGUCUGCCUGUGUUUUUCGACCAAUACGACAACCUGCUGCGUCUGAAACAGAGAGGAGCAGCUCAGAUUCUUACAUUAGCCACAGUGGACAAAAACAACAACUUCCUGAAGGCCAUACAGGAAGUCCUGAAUGAGCCCUCCUACAGAUUCAACAUGCAGAGACUCUCCACACUGCACCGAGAUCAGCCAAUAAAGCCCCUGGAUAACGCCCUCUUCUGGAUAGAGUUUGUCAUGAGACACAAAGGUGCAGCCCACCUGAAAGCAGUGUCUUACAGACUGCCCUGGUAUAUCUACCACUCUGUGGAUGUCUUUUUGUUCCUGGCUGGAGCUGUGCUGCUUGUACUUUUAAUCCUUUUCAUUUUCAUCAGGUGUUUUUACACUACAGUGUGUAUACAUAAAGUCAAACAUGACUAAUCCUUCAACAGAUAUACAUUUUGUACAUUAAACUUACAGAAAUUUAUACAACAUCAGUAUGAAAAUAGAUUUUGAUUUAGCAUUUUUACAUUUUGUUCUUAAGCAAUGGCAUUAAUUUUAUGUACUGUAUUUUAACAACUGUAUUUGUAUAAACUUAAUACAUUUUUCAAAACCAACACUGUACAAAUAAACAAAUGUAAAUUGA